This is a messenger RNA of Sporisorium graminicola, 2391 nucleotides long. RefSeq lists its product as uncharacterized. The record is from RefSeq and is a predicted model, not a curated record. Lineage: Eukaryota; Fungi; Basidiomycota; Ustilaginomycetes; Ustilaginales; Ustilaginaceae. The transcript is spliced from 2 exons. Gene Ontology annotation, biological process: tricarboxylic acid cycle. Gene Ontology annotation, cellular component: mitochondrion; cytosol. Bases 1 to 2391 code for a protein of 796 amino acids. Gene Ontology annotation, molecular function: 4 iron, 4 sulfur cluster binding; aconitate hydratase activity.
AUGCUGCCUGUCCGAGCAUUGCGAUCUUCGGCCCUCCGGGCGGUCACCCGCGCUCCCCUCGCCCGUGGUUAUGCCACCACCGUCGCCGAGGAUGCCGCCCCCAUCGACCCCUCCCUCUUCGACAAGAAGGUCGAGAUGUCCGUCGUCGAGAAGGGCAAGGGCUACUACAUCAACUACAAGCGCAUCGAGGACAACCUCAAGGUCGUUCGUGAGCGUCUCAACCGACCUCUGACUCUUGCUGAAAAGAUCGUCUACGGUCACUUGGACAACCCCCACGAGCAGGAGAUCGUCCGUGGUAACUCGUACCUCAAGCUCCGUCCCGACCGUGUCGCCUGCCAGGAUGCCACCGCCCAGAUGGCCCUCCUCCAAUUCAUGUCGGCCGGUCUCCCCACCGUCGCCGUCCCCGCCACCGUUCACUGUGACCACCUUAUCGAGGCCCAGGUUGGUGGCGAGAAGGACUUGGCCCGCGCUAUCGAGAUCAACAAGGAGGUCUACGACUUCCUUGCCACCGUCACCGCCAAGUACGGUCUCGGCUUCUGGAAGCCCGGCUCCGGUAUCAUCCACCAAAUCAUCCUCGAGAACUACGCCUUCCCCGGUGGUCUCAUGAUCGGUACCGACUCGCACACCCCCAACGCCGGUGGUCUCGGCAUGAUUGCCUGUGGUGUCGGUGGUGCCGACGCCGUCGACGUCAUCGCCGAUAUUCCUUGGGAGCUCAAGACCCCCAAGGUCAUCGGUGUCGAGCUCAAGGGCAAGCUGAACGGCUGGACAACCCCCAAGGACGUCAUUCUCAAGGUUGCUGGUGAGCUCACCGUCAAGGGUGGUACCGGUGCCAUCAUCGAGUACAAGGGUCCUGGUGUCGAGUCGCUCUCGUGCACGGGUAUGGCCACCAUCUGCAACAUGGGUGCCGAGAUCGGUGCCACCACCUCCGUCUUCCCCUACAACGAGCGCAUGGGCGACUACCUCCGCGCCACCAACCGUUCCGAGAUCGCCGACCUCGCCAAGGGCUUCCAGCGCAACCUCCUCCCCGACUCGGGCGCCGAGUACGACUCGCACAUCGAGAUCGACCUGGACAACCUCGAGCCCCACAUCAACGGCCCCUUCACCCCCGAUCUGGCCACCCCCCUCUCCAAGUUUGCCGAGGAGGUCAAGAAGAACGACUGGCCCGAGGAGCUCAAGGUCUCGCUCAUUGGUUCGUGCACCAACUCGUCGUACGAGGACAUGACCCGAUCCGCCUCCAUCGCCGACGAGGCUGCCGCCCACGGCCUCAAGGUCAAGGCGCAGUUCACCAUCACUCCUGGUUCCGAGCAGAUUCGCGCCACCAUCGAGCGUGACGGUGUCAUGGAGUCGCUCGAGAAGGCUGGCGGCAUGGUCCUUGCCAACGCCUGUGGUCCUUGCAUCGGUCAGUGGGACCGAAAGGACGUCAAGAAGGGCGAGAAGAACUCGAUCAUCACCUCGUACAACCGUAACUUUACUGGCCGCAACGACGCCAACCCUGCCACCCACGCUUUCGUCGCCUCGCCCGACCUCGUCACCGCCAUGGCCUUUGCCGGUCGCCUUACCUUCAACCCCUUGACCGACAGCCUCAAGGGUGCUGACGGCAAGGAGUUCAAGUUCUCCGCCCCCGCCGGUAAGGAGCUGCCUCCUCGCGGCUACGACCCUGGUAACAACACCUACCAGGCUCCCCCUGAGGACCGUUCGUCGGUUCAGGUCGCCAUUGACCCCAAGUCGGACCGUCUUCAGAAGCUCGAGCCCUUCAAGCCCUGGGACGGCAAGAACCCCACCGACUGCCCCGUCCUCAUCAAGGCCAAGGGCAAGUGCACCACCGACCACAUUUCCGCCGGUGGGCCUUGGCUCAAGUACCGUGGUCACCUGGAGAACAUCUCUAACAACUGCUACAUCGGCGCCAUCAACGCCGCCAACGACAAGGCGAACGAGGUUCUGAACAUCUUGACGGGAGAGUACGGCACUGUUCCGGCAACCGCACAGGCCUACCGAGAGGCAGGGCGCCCUUGGGUAGUUAUUGGCGACGAAAAUCUGGGCGAAGGAAGUUCUCGAGAGCACGCCGCUCUUGAGCCACGCUUCCUCGGUGGUUGCGCCGUCAUUGCGCGCUCGUUCGCUCGUAUUCACCAGACCAACCUGCGCAAGCAGGGUAUGCUCGCUCUCGAGUUUGCCGACCCUGCCGACUACGACAAGGUCCGCGAAGGUGACGUGGUCGACAUUCUCGGUAUCACUGAGCUCGCCCCCGGCUCCAAGGUGACGCUUGUCAUCAAGCACCAGGAUGGCACCAAGGACGAGGUCCCUCUCACCCACACCAUGAACGAGAACCAGAUCUCGUGGUUCAAGCACGGCUCCGCCCUCAACAGGAUGGCUGCCGCCGCCAAGUCUGCCUAA